AUCAGCAUUGAGCAACAGUGUUGCAGCCAGAGUAGAGAACCAUUCAUAAAGAAUGUGACAUAAGCCCGUUGCCAGAUAGGAAUUUGACAUGUGUUAUAUAAGAGUUUCUAAACCAUGUUGAUAUAAGCAGGGACAUUUCACUUAUUUAAAAGUACAUAACUAUAGCUACUCUACCCUUCAAUCAGCAUUGCCAUGCAUGCAGUCGACAAGACAUAACAUUGUAUUUCUUCCCUGCUGUAGCUUAUACAAAGUUGAAUUUCCAAUAUGGUAGAGAGGUUGUUGUUGGACUGUGGACUGUUGUCAUGUCCCCGCAGUGCCUGUAGUGGUGCUGUGAGGAGUCUGCUGUGGACUAAUCUAAAAUCCUCAGCAGCUCCCACCUGCUAAUGUUUGCUGUGGAUAAUCUACAUUUACAUGCAUCAGUAUUUUCAAUGAUAUUGCAUUCAGAUAGGAGCAUUAUUAGUUACCUAAAAUAUCGAAUAUCGAUGCACAAAUAGGCGAGCUGGUUGUAAUAGGCACUUCUACUCUAACAGGAGCGAAUACCUUACACACAGCCUAUACAAAUUGAAGCUGAUGUUCUCAAGGACCAGAGUCACGUGAUGUAUGAGGGCAAACACAUCCACUUCUCGGAGGUGGACAAUAAGCCAUUGUGCUCAUACAGCCCAAAGCUCUGCAAGCAGCGCAGGCUCAAUGGCUAUGCCUUCUGUAUCCGUCAUGUCCUGGAGGAUAAGACCGCUCCCUUCAGGCAAUGUGAAUAUGUGGCCAAGUACAACAGCCAACGAUGCACCAACCCCAUCCCCAAGUCUGAGGAUCGCAGAUACUGUAACAGCCACCUCCAAGUCCUUGGCUUUAUCCCCAAGAAGGAGCGGAGGAAGAAACACAAUGCAUUGGAGGAGAUGCGCUCAACACCUCACCUGGAGUCAGUGGCUCUUAACAUAACUGUGCCCUCGCUAGCUCUGAAGGCCUCCAAUGGCCUGGACGAGCUGCCACCCUCUCCACCCUGCAUCCGUCUGCUACCCCUCCCAGAUGGGGAGCUCUUGGACCCUUUUGCCUUCUACGAGGAGGACACUGAUGGGGAAGAGGGCCCUCCUCGGAAGGGCUCCACCGUCAGGAAGAAACUACACAGUAGACUGGUGCUCAGCCAGAAACUCCAGCUCCCCCAUCACGACAAUGCCCUCCUCCAACCACCUCCGGAGCACUUUAGCCCCUCUCCUCUUACCUGUGUGCACCGCUCUUCGCCCCUCCAUCCUCAUCUUCCCUGUCAGCAGCAGACAGGACUCCUCCAGCCCUCCACUAUACCUUCGUUUGUCCUCCCUGGACAGCAGCAGACAGGACUCCUCCAGCCCUCCACUAUACCUUCGUUUGUCCUCCCUGGACAGCUGCAGACAGGACUCCUCCAGCCCUCCACUAUACCUUCGUUUGUCCUCCCUGGACAGCAGCAGACAGGACUCCUCCAGCCCUCCACUAUACCUUCGUUUGUCCUCCCUGGACAACUGCAGACAGGACUCCCCCAGCCCUCCACCAUGCCCUCGUUUGUCCUCCCAGGACAGCUGCAGGGUUUAUUAUGUAAGCUAGCUCCACCUCAGAUUCCCGCCUUUCUGCCUGUCGGACUGCCCCCCAACACAGCUCCCAGUCCGCUGCAGUCCUCCUGUCCCCCCCUCGGCAGGAAAGCUCUGUUCACUGCCACGCACUUGCCAUCCAGUAGCUGGGACAGCACUCAGCGUCAUUUGGUGGCCAUGCGUCCGGCUGCCUUCUCACCUCCCCUUGCCUGCAUGGCAAGGUUACAGCAUCUGGUGCAGCUCUGCACCCAAAGACAUCAGGAGCACGGAGACCUCUUCCAUCAUCUAGGGUUGGACUGGUCUGAAGACAGUUCAGAGGAUGAUGAAGUGGAGGCAGAGAGAGUUCCACCCUAUCACAAUGCCUGGAGACUACAGGAAGGACACCUGCAGGAUGUAUCAGAUGAAGAUGCUGGUGGCUCGCGGAGAACGCGGCUGGCUCGGCUGUGCUCAUACCUCCAGGAGAAAUACAAGCACCUGUGCAGGCAGGAGAGGGCUACCAUGCGCCAGAAGAAAUACCACUAUGCCUUCCGCAAAGCCCUGCUGCACGCCGCCAGUAAAGACCCUGACUGUGCUGGCCAGUUGAUUCAGAAGUUGCGCAAGGUCUCCCAGACCUCAAGUGCGCCAGGGCAGCAGGAGACGGGAAUCUGCACUGGAAGCACCAAGGGCCAGGCAUGUAGCAGCCGAGCUCUACCCUUCACCCGACACUGCUUCCAGCACAUUCUGUUGAAUCGCUCUCAGCAGCUCUUCUCCAGUUGCACAGCCAAAUUUGCAGAUGGACAACAGUGCUCCAUCCCUGUGUUUGACAUCACGCAUCAGACACCGCUCUGUGAGGAGCAUGCCAAAAAGAUGGACAAUUUCCUGCGUGGAGACGGUAACCGAAGGGUGCAGCACCAGCAGCAGCAGCAACGAAAGCCGCGUAAGAAGACCAAACCACCUGCACUCACCAAGAAACACAAGAAGAAGAGGAGGAGAGGGCCGUGGCGGCCCCAGAAGCCCAUCCCGCCGGCGCUACCCCAGGGGAACCUGGGAAUGCCUUCCUCCUCCAGCCUGACCAUGCCCACCCAGGCCAACAUCAGGAGUCCCUCGACGCCUGAACUGAGCACCGAUGAACUUCCCGAUGACAUCACCAAUGACAUGUCAGACAUUCCAAACGACCUCGAGCUGAACCAGGAGGAUUUCUCGGACGUGUUACCCAGGCUCCCCGAUGACCUUCAGGACUUUGACUUGUUUGAAGGUAAGAAUGGGGAGCUGCUUCCCACCACAGAGGAGGCAGAGGAGCUGGUGCGUGCACUACAGGCUGGGCUGAUGGGCUCCUACCCAGACUCCCUGGUGUGCCUGACCUCCAUGGCGGAUAUGGCGCAGGCAGAUGGCGUGGACCACCGGGCCAUGGCAGCAGUGUUCCCUGGGCCAGGGGUCCAGCCGGGGGGGAUGGGGGACCUGCUCAACGGCCGCAUCCCCGUAGAGAACUUCUCCAAUCUGGAGCUGGAGGACAACCUGCUGCACUCUGCUGGUGGCCACUUCUCCCCCUCGGUGUCUCCUCAGCAGCCCCCUGCCCAGGGCCAGACUCUUCCCUCGGGACCCAGCCUCACCUCCUCCACCCGCACAGUCCCCCGGUCACACCCGCCCCACAUCUUGGCCAAGCCGGAGGCGCCCACAUCGUCUCCGCAGGGCAGUCAUUACUGCAGCGAGCAUGUACCAUCCCCCUACAACGACCACAUGUCCUCUACCCACACCACCUCCUUUCAGACUGACUCUCCUCUCCUGCUGGAGGUACCAAGUACCCCACGCUCCUCCUGGAACAACCUCCCCCUGGCCCUCGCUGACCCCACACAGUUCGGCAACCUCAUCAGACCAGAGGGUCACCUCGUAUCCACCUCUCUGUCCACUCCCCCCUCCUCCCACUCUGUGACCCUACAGCCCAUGGCUGCCCUCUCAGCGUUGCCCCAGAGCGGCUUGACGGGCUUGACUGCGCUCCCCGCCCCCUCGCCACCACACGACCUCUUGAUUUCUACCCUUCCCAAACAGCAGCUCCCUCAGUUCAGUGCUGCCUUCGGCCACCAACUGGCCUCCCACAGUGGCAUCCCCAAGGACGUGCAGCCCAGUCACAGCUCCACAGCGCCCCCCACUGGCUUCUCCAUAGCUAGUGCCACCGCUGCAAGUGCCAACAGUGCAACGCCCCCCUUUCCACACAGUAACUAGAGCAAGCCGUGCACAGUACAAUGGCUGUAGGUCAAACCGUGGACUCUAGAAACGUAUUCACCCAGUGUCCAUUCAUUUCCCUUCUGCUUCAAGUGUGCAAUGUGGUAACGGACCUAACGCUUCACUGUUCUAUUGGAAUUUGCACAACCUCAGAUAUUCCUUAACCGUGUAAUGAUUUGGUGGUAAUAUAGCCAGUUGGCCACCUGAAAGGGUCCAGUGGUUUGCUGUAAACGCAGCUCCAGAGUUUUGCCAGCAGGGGGCAGAGUGUAUGUGUGUGUGUGUGUGUGUGUGUGUGGAGGGAGGUGGUUCAGUAGAAACAUCAAAUGUUAUUUGUCACAUGCUUGGUAAACAACAGGUGUAGACUAACAGUGAAAUGCUUACUUACGAGUCCUUUUCCAACAAUGCGGAGUUCAAGAUACAAUAGAAAUAGUGACACGAGGAAUACAUGGAUUGAUGUGGGGGAACAUUGAAGGACGGACUUUAGGAGAGAUUAUUUAUAUCAUAGUGAAAACAACAGUGCUAGAGAAUCCGGAGACAAAGCGUCAAUCAAUGGUCAAUUAAAAAAAUAAAAUAAUAAUAUUGCCAGUUUAUUCGUGUCUGACACACAUCAACAACACUCCCCUGUGUAUUAUUUGGACAGUGAAGCUAAAACUUUUAAUUUGGCUCUAUACUCCAGCAUUUUGGAUUUGAGAUUAAAUUAGGAAAAAAAGCACUUUAUCUAGACCCCGAUUCGAAUGUGUCAUAAGUAUUUGGACUAAUUCACUUGUGUAUUAAAGUAGUCAAGUUUAGUAUUUGGUCCCAGUUUCCUAGCACACAUCAAGCUUGUGACUCUGCAAACUUGUUGGCUGCAUUUGAGUUUGUUUUGUUGAUGUUUCAGAUUAUGUUGUGCCCCUAUAGAAAUGAAAAGUAAAUAUUGUAUAGUCACUUAAAUAUAUAAAAAAAGAUAUAUAGAAUGUUUCCAAACACUUCUACAAUAAUGUGGUUGCUACCAUGAUUAUGAAUAAUCAUGAAUUAGUCGUGAGUGAGUUCGAGGCACAAAGUUUAUACUCCCAAGACAUGAUAACCAUGUUGGAUGCAGUAGCAUUUUAUAUCAUACCCACAAGACAUGAUAACCCCUCUCCUUUACCAAUAACGGGAUGUUAGCAUUUUAUAUCAUACCCACAAGACAUGAUAACCCCUCUCCUUUACCAAUAACGGGAUGUUAGCAUUUUAUAUCAUACCCACAAGACAUGAUAACCCCUCUCCUUUACCAAUAACGGGAUGUUAGCAUUUUAUAUCAUACCCACAAGACAUGAUAACCCCUCUCCUUUACCAAUAACUGGAUGUUAGCAUUUUAUAUCAUACCCACAAGACAUGAUAACCCCUCUCCUUUACCAAUAACGGGAUGUUAGCAUUUUAUAUCAUACCCACAAGACAUGAUAACCCCUCUCCUUUACCAAUAACGGGAUGUUAGCAUU
This is a messenger RNA of Oncorhynchus gorbuscha (pink salmon), 5212 nucleotides long. Its product is annotated as INO80 complex subunit D-like. Gene Ontology annotation, cellular component: nucleus. The transcript is spliced from 10 exons. Lineage: Eukaryota; Metazoa; Chordata; Actinopteri; Salmoniformes; Salmonidae. Bases 597 to 3755 code for a protein of 1052 amino acids. The record is from RefSeq and is a predicted model, not a curated record.